AUGACAACGAAUUGUUCCAGCAGUACAGCCUGUCCUGCCAACAGUUCGGAGGAGGAGUUGCAAAGGGGGCUGGAGGAACAUGGGAACCUGGAACUGGUUUUCACAGUGGUGUCGGUCUUGAUGGUGGGCCUGAUCACAUUCUCUUUGGGAUGUUCUGUGGAUAUCCGAAAGCUAUGCUCGCACAUCAGGAGACCCUGGGGCAUUGCAGUGGGACUUCUCUGCCAGUUUGGGCUCAUGCCUCUCACAGCCUACCUCCUGGCCAUCUGUUUCUCUCUGAAGUCAAUCCAAGCUGUGGCUGUUCUCAUUAUGGGAUGCUGUCCAGGGGGUACCAUCUCUAACAUUUUCACCUUAUGGGUGGAUGGAGAUAUGGAUCUCAGCAUCUGUAUGACAGCCUGUUCUACAGUGGCUGCCCUGGGGAUGAUGCCACUCUGCCUUUAUGUCUACUCUCGGUCCUGGAGUCUUGAGCAGGAUCUCACCAUCCCGUAUCAGAGCAUAGGAAUUACCCUUGUGGUCCUGACCAUUCCAGUGGCCUUUGGUGUCUAUGUAAAUUACAGGUGGCCAAAACAAUCCACAAUCAUUCUGAAGAUUGGGGCCGUUGUUGGUGGGGCCCUCCUGGUGGUGUCUGCAGUCACGGGUGUGGUGCUGUCGAAAGGAGUUUGGAAUUCAGACGUCACUCUCUUCAUCAUCAGUUUCAUCUUUCCUUUGAUCGGCCACCUCGCGGGCUUUCUCCUGGCACUUCUUACGCGCCAGUCAUGGCAGAGGUGCAGGACUAUUUCUUUGGAAACUGGUGCUCAGAAUAUUCAGAUGUGUGUCUCCAUGCUCCAGUUGUCUUUCAGGGAUGAGCAACUGAUGCAGAUGUUUUACUUUCCAUUGGCUUAUGGACUCUUCCAGCUGGUUUAUGGAUUUCUCAUCAUUGCAGCAUAUCAGACAUACAAAAGAAGACUGAAGAACAAGCACAGAAAUGACCCUGACUGUGUGGCAGAAGCCUGCCUUGAGAGUAAAACCACUUUUUCCAAAGAGCGUGGAGCUUUCCUGGAGGUGAAGGAAGAAACCACUGCAGUCCUUGAGCCACAGUGCUCCGGAGUCGACUGUGACUAG
Messenger RNA from Elephantulus edwardii (Cape elephant shrew), 1098 nucleotides. It is a transcript of the gene SLC10A6, whose product is annotated as solute carrier family 10 (sodium/bile acid cotransporter), member 6. The transcript has 6 exons. NCBI's taxonomy places the organism in Eukaryota, Metazoa, Chordata, Mammalia, Macroscelidea, Macroscelididae. Gene Ontology annotation, molecular function: bile acid:sodium symporter activity. The coding region runs from base 1 to 1098 and encodes 365 amino acids. Gene Ontology annotation, cellular component: membrane. Gene Ontology annotation, biological process: bile acid and bile salt transport. The record is from RefSeq and is a predicted model, not a curated record.